UGAUUUCUGGGAAAAGGAGCGAGUUUCUGUCUUCGUUGAUGACGGGGCAGAAGGUUUCAGUGGAGCAGCAACAUAACAUUUUUUGUAGAAAAGUGAGAAUUAUUUUGCGCUAAGAAGAACAACAGCAACAACAGAAGUUUUUAAACUCUUAGAUUUGGAUCUUGUAUAUCUUAAUAUUUGCAUCAAAGGCUUACCACCUGAAAAGGAAUGAGGAUAAGAAGUCAAAUAUCCUUUGUCAUACCAUUAGAGCUUCACAUAGGGCCCAACCCAUUCACUUCAUACAAGCAACCACAACAUCACAAGCACUUCACACGGGUUAUGAGAUGGCAUCAGUUAAAAUUCGGUCUACACGCCGAUUGCGGUCAUGGUUGGUUGAGCAGGUAAGCAGUGGAAAAUAUCCUGGACUUGUAUGGGACAACCCUGAGAAGACCAUGUUUCGAAUACCUUGGAAGCAUGCUGGAAAACAAGACUUCCGAAGUGAGGAGGAUGCUGCUAUUUUUAAGGCCUGGGCGGAGUUUAAGGGGAAGCUGUCAGAAAAGGGGCAGUCUGACCCUGCUUCCUGGAAGACUCGUCUCCGCUGUGCCUUAAAUAAAAGUCCUGAGUUCAGUGAAGUCACAGAAAGGUCGCAGCUAGACAUCUCAGAACCUUAUAAGGUGUAUCGUCUUGUACCACUUGAUGAGCAAGGAUUGGCCGAAGUUAAGAAAGAAGAUGGAGACAAAGCAGUGAGGAGAAAUAAAAAGAGGAGGAGGAGUGAAGCGGAAGGAAAUGAAGAGAUACAGCCAAAAGUGAUCAAAGAUGAGGUUGCCUCUGUUCAACAAAUCACUAUGGAGGUUGAAACCAGUACCGGAAAGGAAGCCACACUUCAUAAAAGGGAAGCAGCAGAGGCUACGCUCAUCUUAAAGAGUAACAGCAAGAACAAUGAAAUUCAGCUAAACUUCUUGAUAGAAAAUGUCCCUCCCUCUGGUGAUGGUAAAGCUUCGCACUCCUUCAACAUCACUGUAUACUAUAUUGGCCAGGAGGUUCUGAGGCGAGAGGUUCUGGGUAGUGAUGUUCGAAUUGCAUACAUCCCCCUCUCACCAUCCCCUCCCACUUCAAAUGGAUCCAGCUUUCCUCGCAUCUCUCUGCCACCUCCUCCCACAGAUGCAGGCUGUAGUGAGAGUUUGGCCAUAAUUUCUAAACUUUUGCCUUAUAUGGAGAAAGGAGUGGUACUAACCUCCAACGGAAUGGGCAUCUAUGCCAAACGGUUUUGCCAAGGACGAGUAUUCUGGAGGGGGCCACACUGUGGAGCAGGACCACACAAGAUGGAGAGAGCCACGGAGCCCACCAUGCUCUUCAACAAGGAAAUCUUUAGGCAAGAGCUGGAGGAGUUCCAGAAUGGAGGGGAUCCGCCUCAGAGUGAGAUCAUGCUCUGUUUUGGAGAGGAACUUUUCGAUGGGGAUAAUCUUGUGGACAAACACAUCAUCAUUAAGAUUUCUCUUCCCUGGGCUAAGAAACUAAUAGAGGAGGUCCAGUCCUUCCGGGAAUCUCUUGCCAUCCUUCAAAGUUUGGCUAAUGAAUCUCCAUCAGGAGAGGUUACAUUAAAUCUUGUGGAGUUGCCCCAUCAACCAGUUAAAGCCCUCUAAUUUUAUUCCUGUAUUCUGUCUAAUAUUGGCAUGCGUUUGAUGUUUUUAUCUAGAAAAAUGCAAAGGAAUGACCGAUCCGAUGAGCAAGCACUACUAAGUAGCAGUUCUGUUUCCUUCACCUGAAUGAAGAGAUCAUUAUUACAGAUUUCAUUGUAUAGAUAUUACAGAAAGUCGUUUUCUGUAAUGAUUCAUCUUUUGAAAACACUAAAUAAAACAGUUACUGUUCAAGGGAUUGAACUGGUGACUGACAUAAAUGUUUAAUUAUUUUUCUGGCCUUAAUGGAUGUGGCAACUUGUAGAGGUAGCGGUAAAAACAACAAUAACAACAAAUCUUUUUCUCAGUAUAAAAAAAAGGAAAUAAACUUGAUUUAUUUCUGUUCAAAAUUUUAAAGUAAAUACAGUUGAUACAUUAACAAAAGUUGUAUAAUUUCCUGUUGCUAAAAAGCUUUAAAGUUCAAAUACAACUUUAUUACCAGCCUCAAUUUUUAGUGUAACCUCUAAUUUUAAAUCAAGAGGUUAAAAAACAGCAAAUACAGAUUUACAUGAUUAGGUGUUGACUUAUAAAACCUAAUUUGUUUAAACAAGCUUCCAAUAAUAAUUUCAUUUAUAUUUAUUUCAUUGGUUACAUUUCUGUUGUUCCAGACCUUCUAUUAUGCAUUAAUUAUGCUAUGUAAGAACUUUUUUUCUUUUUCUGAGUACUGUAUUUUCUUAAUUCCUUGGCCAUAAAAUAUUUAGAAAAUGGC
Messenger RNA from Electrophorus electricus (electric eel), 2364 nucleotides. Lineage: Eukaryota; Metazoa; Chordata; Actinopteri; Gymnotiformes; Gymnotidae. The record is from RefSeq and is a predicted model, not a curated record.